CCAGCUGGGAGCAGGGGACUGAAGAGACAUUCUGACUAGUCCUGCAUUCCGGAAACCUCCAGGGAGGACACGAGUUCCCUGGGCAGGUCCCAGGAUGAGAGCAGGAACCUACAGCUGGAGCACAGGCAGAACGGGCUUGGCUUGGCAGAGGCACCCACACUGUGAUCACUUUGUGCCUUGCCUGGCUGGGGAGCAGGAAGGCCAGGGAUGAAAGGUGACAGGUCCCUGGCUACCUCCUGGCCAGUGGCCAAGAAGCUGUGGCGGGAAGCAACCAUGUUGCAGCCAGGCCCAUCCAGGGGGACUUUCUCGGCUACAUCUGCCUCCUUCCAGGAUGCUGUACGCACACUCAACACCCUGCAGACCAAUGCCAACUACCUGGAGCAGGUGAAGAGACAGCAGGAUGACCCCCAGACAAAACUGGAAGCCAUGAAGCUGUACUUGGCACGGAGUGGGCUGCAGGUGGAGGACUUGGACCGGCUGAACAUCAUCCAUAUCACAGGGACCAAGGGGAAGGGCUCCACCUGUGCCUUCACUGAACGUAUCCUCCGAAGCUAUGGCCUGAAAACCGGAUUCUUUAGGUCUCCCGGUAGCUCUCCCCACCUGGUGCAGGUGCGUGAACGGAUCCGCAUCAAUGGGCAGCCCAUCAGCCCCGAGCUCUUCACCAAACACUUCUGGCGCCUCUAUCACCGGCUGGAGGAGACCAAGGAUAGCAAGAGCUGUGUCUCCAUGCCCGCCUACUUCCGUUUCCUCACGCUCAUGGCCUUCCACGUCUUCCUCCAAGAGAAGGUGGAUCUGGCAGUGGUGGAAGUGGGUAUCGGUGGGGCUUACGACUGCACUAACAUCAUCAGGAAGCCUGUGGUAUGUGGGGUCUCGUCUCUUGGCAUCGACCACACUAGCCUCUUAGGGGACACAGUGGAGGAGAUCGCAUGGCAGAAAGGGGGCAUCUUCAAGCAUGGCGUCCCCGCCUUCACUGUACCUCAGCUUGACGGUCCCCUGGCAGUGCUGAAGGAGCGCGCCGAGCAGGUCUCAUGUCCCCUGUACCUGUGCCCGCCCCUGGAAGCCCUGGAGGAAGGGGGGCCACCGCUGACCCUUGGCCUGGAAGGAGAGCAUCAGCGGUCCAAUGCUGCCUUGGCCUUGCAGCUGGCCCGCUGCUGGCUGCAGCAGAAGGAUCACCAAGGCAUCAGGGAGCUGGAGGCCUCCAGGCCGAGCCUCCUGCAGCGGCUGCAGCGGCUGCCUCUGGCGCCUGUGUUCCAGCCCACAUCUCACAUGCGGCUUGCGCUUCGGGACACCGAGUGGCUGGGCCGUUCGCAGGUGCUGCGACGCGGGCACCUCACCUGGUACCUGGACGGCGCGCAUACCUCCAGCAGCAUGCAGGCCUGCGUGCGCUGGUUCCGCCAGGCGCUACUCCUCGGCGAGAGGCGGGGCAGCGGGCCAGAGGUGCGUGUCUUGCUCUUCAACUCUACCGGGGACCGGGAUCCCGAGGCCCUGCUGAAGCUGCUGCAGCCCUGCCAGUUUGACUAUGCUGCUUUCUGCCCUAACCUGACAGAGGUGUCAUCCACUGACAACGCAGAUGAUGGCACUGAGGCCAGGGUAGGGAGAUGUGCUCAGUGGACAAAAGCCCUAGCUCUGAAGCUAAACUGCCUGGCUCUGCUUCUCACCAGCUUUGUGAUAGCGGACCAGCAGAACUUCACAGUGACACUGGACCAGGUGCUGCUCCGCUGCCUGGAACACCAGCAGCACUGGAACCACCUGGAUGAGAAGCAGGCCAGCCCGGGCCUCUGGAGCACCCCCAGCCCAGAGCCUGGUGGGCCCGCCUCCCUGCGGCUGGCACCCUGCCCAACCCAUACCCGCAGCACUGGCUCCCUUGUCUUCAGCUGCAUCUCCCAUGCCUUGCAGUGGAUCACCCAAGGCCGGGACCCAGUCUUUCAGCCACCCAGUCCCCCGCAGGGCCUCCUAGCCCAUCCUGUGGCAGGCAGCGGGGCCAGCAUACUCCGUGAGGCUGCUGCCAUCCACGUGCUGGUCACAGGAAGCCUGCACCUGGUGGGCGGUGUCCUGAAGCUGCUGGAGCCCUCCCUGUCUCAGUAGCCAAGGCAGUGGGGUUGGAGGUGGGGCCUCCCACACCUGCCCUGCAUCUCUUCAUGAACUCCUAUAUUAGGUGCCUUUUGUUGUCUGCUUUGCUGAUUCUGUCUAGACUGGCCCAGGGACCUGAGCUCUGGGCAGUGAAAUGGAGGGCUGGUGGGUGGAAGGCUGAGAUCAGACAUCCUCUGUCCUGAGGCUAUGGUGCCCUUGCCCUCUCCUUCCUGCUGAGACAGCCAGGGGACUUCCCAGUUCUCCUGCCGCGGCAGUAGGCCUGACAAGCCAGUCCAUCUCCCUCCCACCCACCUGCUUCCUGCCUCAGGCCCAGCUUAUUGUGUGAGCUGCCAGGCCAGGCCUGGGGUCCUGCCAGGUGCAGAUCAACCGAUUUCCUCCUCUCAGUGCCUUCUGGGAAAGGAGAGGGUCCCUGCCUGUGGACAAAGGGUGGCUGGAUUGAAUUAAAGCCUUUAACUUUUUUAAAAA
Hipposideros armiger (great roundleaf bat) is the source of this 2556-nucleotide messenger RNA. RefSeq names its product folylpolyglutamate synthase (gene FPGS). Gene Ontology annotation, cellular component: mitochondrion; cytoplasm; cytosol. Gene Ontology annotation, molecular function: ATP binding; tetrahydrofolylpolyglutamate synthase activity. The record is from RefSeq and is a predicted model, not a curated record. Bases 208 to 2085 code for a protein of 625 amino acids. Gene Ontology annotation, biological process: tetrahydrofolylpolyglutamate biosynthetic process. The transcript has 18 exons. Lineage: Eukaryota; Metazoa; Chordata; Mammalia; Chiroptera; Hipposideridae.